Messenger RNA from Vitrella brassicaformis, 1824 nucleotides. The record is from the annotation of a GenBank genome assembly. NCBI's taxonomy places the organism in Eukaryota, Vitrellaceae.
CGAACGCACUGCUGUCGUCCAUGGCAGAGAUGGGAGGGCACACUGUCACAUAGACUGUCAGCUCAAAAGCGCCCCUGCGAUGGCUAAGCGGAUAAGUAUGUCAGUGAGUAUCGACACAGACGAAGACGGCACGUCGUGUCAUCGCUGGCAGCACAAAAACAGAUACACGAGUCGAAUAAAAGUCAGCACACACACACGGCAGAUGACAUAGACACCCCACGUCGAUCUCGCCGCCACACGCACACACACAAUGGACAGAAGAAUAAAAACCACUGCGAUCACCACACACACGACAGGCCGACGGAGAGCACACACACACGACAAUCCCACUCAGCCAUCCAACACACGCACUCACGCAGUCAAAACUCUCUGUCGCUCUCACAGACCAUCCCGUCGAAUGAAAAGGAAACACACACGGCAGACAGAAACCGCCGCAUGAGUGUGUGGGGGGCCGACAGACAGACAAUACACUCAUUCCUUCGCUCAAAACCGAGGCACAACGAGGGAAGAGCCCCCGGCCGCACACAUGAGUGUGUGACACACAGCCGCCCCCACGUGUGUGUGUGUGUGUGUGUGUGGACUCUCUCCUACCCUAUGCGGAUCAACCGCAGCUGAAAGUAGCAGACAGCAUAGAUGGCUGGCACUAUGAUUUGCCUCACUUCCCCCUCCCGCAUCGACAGCAUCGCCUCACGCAGCCACCAACCCGUACUAGACACACGCCACACCGCCCCACGGUCCUCGCAGACUUUGUCCCGGCCGUCGAAUGCAUCGCGCCACCCGAUGCGGUCAUACUUGAUGCGGUCGGUGUCCGUGGGCCAUCUGCCGGUGCCCUCCGUGACGAUGCGAUAGCGCACACCCAACGGGGUCACAGUGAAGCCAUCAAUGUUGCUGUAAAGGAAGGGACCAAACAUGACAGACGGCGAGGUAUGUCUUGUCCGUCCUCCUUUGCACCUGGCCCGCUGUGCUGCGGUGGUGUUGGCCGACUGCUGCUGCUGCGUGCCGCUCGGCUGCGGUCCAGCGGUGCCGGCAGAAAUCCUCACCGGCGCACCGCCACCACUGGCCACACUGACACACACACACAGACACGUGAGCCAAUGGAUCAAUCAGUGUGGCAGUCAUGGGCAGUCGAUUUGCUUGGGAUGCACACCUGCGGCUGUUGGAUGUCCGCUGGGCCGUCGGCCGCUGGGGAAUCCCACGCAGCCUGUUUAAUGCAGCCACACAGCCCAUGAGGGCGAGAGAGAGGGUGGGAGAUGGCAUAUCGGUGUGUUUGAUUGAUUACCGGGGGUCUUGUUGGUUGCCUCCUGCUGUGCCGUAGAUGGGAAUGAGGCUGUCGACCGUCACGCCCGCCUUGCACACCGGACAGUCCGUCAUGCGGUGACCGACCAGCCACUCGCGAAGACACGCCCAGCAGUACUACGCGGCACACGACACACCCCACACUCACACCACUCAUGUGCGACGUACCCUGUCCCGUGUCCUGCAUCAUGUGGUGCAUCAUGGGUGGUCUCCCUCACCAGGUGGCCGCAUCGCGUGACGACCGGCUCCGUGACCUCCUCGAAGCAAAUGCCGCACGCGAACGGCGAGGCAUCGUGGUUGUCGCCACUGCUGGCCACUGCUCCCUCGCCGCUUGCAGCUGCUGGUGGUGGUUCGUUGUGGUCAUGGACAGGUGACCUGACACACAGGAGGGCACACCAAGUCAGGAUCAACACACGUGUGUGUGCUGUGCUGUGUGAAGAUCCCUCACGUGUCUGUGUCAGCGGAGCAGAACUUGAUGCGGUCGUGGAAUGACCGGUCGAUGGCCACACGCCGCCCCUGCACGUCCAU